Molecule: messenger RNA, 3369 nt
Organism: Oreochromis niloticus (Nile tilapia)
Lineage: Eukaryota; Metazoa; Chordata; Actinopteri; Cichliformes; Cichlidae
Product: probable cyclin-dependent serine/threonine-protein kinase DDB_G0292550
Exons: 7
Coding region: 1-1614 (537 amino acids)
Source: RefSeq, a predicted model, not a curated record
AUGUGUGCCGCUGCUACAAGCCUGGGUUCUCUACCUUUCAUCUGCACCGACCACAACCUCUGCGGUAUUGACAACAACGACAACUGUAGCUACAACCACAACAUUUGCGGCUCCAACAACGACAACUGCUGGACCAUCUACUACAGCUGCACCAACAACCACAACAACUGCACCAACCCCAACCACUGUGACAUCAACAACCACAACAACUGCGGCUCCAACCACAACAGUUGCUGCUUCAACAAGGACAACUGCGGGACCAUCCACGAAAGCAGCAACCGCAACCAUGACAAGUGCGACUCUAACCACAACAACUGCGGGAGCAUCCACAACAACUGCAGGACAAUCCACAACAGCAGGAACAACCACCCCCUCUGUGGGACAAAAAACCACAACAGCUACUUCAACCACUACCACUGCAGCAUUAACAACAACGACAACUGCGGCUCCAACCACAACAGUUGUGACUCCGACAAUGACUACUACUGGAUUAUCCACUACAGCAGGACCAACAGGUGCACCACUCACAACCACUGCUGCAUCAAAAACCACAAUAACUGCACCAACCACAACCACUGCGACAUCCAAAACCUCAACAACUGCAGGUCCAACCACAACAGUUGCGGCUCCAACAACAACAACUGCAGGACCAUCCACAACAACUGCGGGACAAUCCACGAUAGCAGGACCAACCACAACAACUGUGGGACAAACAACCACAACAGGUGCACCACUCACAACCACUGUGGCAUCAACAAUCAUUACAACUGCGACUCCAACAACAGUUGCAGCUCCAACAAUGACAACUGCUGGACCAGCCACGACAGCCCAACCAAGCACCACCACUGUGGCACUAACAAUAACAACAGUUGUUCCAACCGGAACAGUUGCAGCUCCAACAACAACAAUUGCGGGGCCAUCCACAACAACUGCGGGAGAAUCCACGAUAGCAGGACCAACCACAACAACUGUGGGACAAACAACCACAACAGGUGCACCACUCACAACCACUGCGGCAUCAACAACAACGACAACUGCGGCUCCAACCACAACAUUUGCGACUCCAACAACGACUGCAGCUGGACCAUCCACUACAGAAGCACCAACAACCACCACUGCAGCAGCAACAACCACAAACUCUGCUCCAAACACAACAGCUGCCACUUCAACUGCUGGACCAUCUACUACAGCAGCAUCAACAACCACCACUGCAACACCAACCAGAACCACUGCGACAUCAACAACCACAACAACUGUGGCUUCAACCACAACAGUUGCUGCUCCAACAACGACAACUGCAGGACCAUCCACGACAGCAGCAACCACAACAGCUGCCACUUCAACAACAACAACCAUUCCAACCACGACAACAGCUGUACCGACCCCGACCACUGCCACACCAAAGACCACAACAGCCGCUGGAGCCCUUCAGUGUCAAACCUGCAUAGAUCAGAUGUGUUCAAGCACAGCACUAAAAACAUGUUCUUCAGAGACGAUGUGUAUUACAGCUACUAUUUUAGCUUCCUCAUCUGGCACUACGGCAAUGCAAAUCUACAAGGCAUGUGCAUCUUCCUCCCUGUGUCCAGCUACGGGCUCUCAGACAUUUUCAGUUAACUUGGGUAAUCAAAGUGCUCUUGCAUCUGCCACGUGCUGCAAAACAGAUAGCUGCAACUCAAAAACUCUGGCUGCCCCUAAUCCUCAGUCACAUAAUGGCCGACUAUGUAAUGUUUGUUCCACCCCUUUGUGCAACACUCCAUUACAGUGUCAGGGAGUGGAGGAACAAUGCAUUCAAUCCAUCAUGAUUGACGGCACCAAGGCUUUUCCAGCUUACGGCUGUGCAUCUAGAAACCUGUGUGCAGCUGCAACACGCCUGGGUUCUCUACCUUUCAUGCAAAAACUUGGUACCAUCAUAAGUGGGCCAACCUGUACUUCAUCCAUGACAACUACAACACACACCACAAAAACAAUUGCUCAAAAUACAAAUGCAGCACAGACGGAGUCAACUGCAGUACCAACCACAAAAUCAGUUGCACCAACCACGACCACUGAAGCUAUAACUACCACAAAAGCUGCUCAACCCAUGACCACUGCGGCACCAACCACAACAACCACCACUUUGGGACAAACAACCACAAAAACCACAAAAACUGCACCAACCACAACCACUGCGACAUCCAAAACCACGACAACUGCAGGUCCAACCACAACAGUUGCUGCUCCAACAAUGACAACUGCUGGACCAUCCACGACAGCAGCACCAACCACCACAACUGGGGCACCAACAACCACAAAAGCCAAUCCAACCACAACAGUUGCGGCUCCAGCAACAAAUGCUGCGGCACCAUCCACAACAGCCAAACAAAGCACCACCACUGUGCCACCAACGACAACAACAGCUACUCCAACCACAGCAAAUGUGACUGCGACUAUGAAAGCUGCAGGAGAAUCCACGACAGCUGAACUGUCCACAACCACUGCCACAUCAACAAUCAUUACAACUACGGCUCCGACCACAACAGUUGCAGCUCAAACAACGACAACUGCUGGACCAUCCACGACAGCCGAACCAAGCAAAACCACUGUGGCACCAACAGUCACAACAGUUGCUCCAACCACAGCAGUUGUGGCCCCAACAACAACAACUACAAGACAUUUCACGACAGCAGCACACACAGCCAGCACUGUGGGACAAACAACCACAAAUGCUGCACCAACCACGACGAGUGCAGCUCUAACCACAACAACUGUGGGAGCAUCCUCGACUACAGCAGCACCAAAAUCCACCACUGCACCACCAACAACCACAACAACUGCACCAACCACAACCACUGCGACAUCAACAACCACAACAACUGCGGCUCCAACCACAGCAGUUGCUGCUCCAACAACCACAACUGCGGGACCAUCCACGACAGCAGCAACCACAACCAUGACAACUGUGACUCAAACCACAACAAUUGCGGGAACAUCCACAACAACUGCAGGACAAUCCACUGCAGGAGCACCAACAACCACCACUGCAGCACCAACAGCCACAACAACUGCACCAACCACAACCGUUGCAACAUCAACAAUCAUUAGAACUGCGACUCCAACCACAACGGUUGCUGCUCCAAUUACGAAAUCUGUGGAAACAUCGACAACAGCUGAACCAACCACAACCACUGCGGCAUCAACAAUCAUUACAACUGCGACUCCAACCACAACAGUUGCAGCUCCAACAAUGACAACUGCUGGACCAUCCAUGACAGCAGCGCCAACCACCACAACUGGGGCACCAACAACCACAACAUUUGCGACUCCAACAACGACUGCAGCUGGACCAUCCACUACAGAAGCACCAACAACCACCACUGCAGCAGCAACAAC